AUGUCCGUGCCAUUCUCAAGACUACCAGAGGAGAUCUUCAAGGAGUUAGCGCGGAUGGAACUAGCGAACAGAGGUGUAGCAAAAAGAUUCGAUCACAUCUUAGAUCUGGCAUAUGGACGUAAAGGCAAGCUCAAGUGGGAGCUCAUGAAUUCCAUUUUAUCAGAUCCUACUGCUCCCCUCCCCGAGAGAAUAAUCCCGACGGUCGAAAAGUCCCGUCCUCCUGUCUAUUCUGCCGAGCUGAGUGCGCUCCUUAUGUCCACAUAUUCUCACAAGAAGAAGCCUCUUACACGCAACGCCCUUCGAUCUCCACCGACACUACCAGCUCGGGCAAAUCCAGAAUCUGAUGCUGCUCGGCUCCUAGGACCUUUGAGCAAACGUCGGAAGGUAAACAUUCUCUGGAGGUUUUACACCGAUCAAAUACAAAGAGUAUAUCCACCACUGCAAGUAGCGGUGGAAUCAGGUUCAGCCGGCGAGACUCGGUAUCUCACUGAUCUAACAUCUCUCAAACAUGCCGGCAUUCGAGCGGUUGGGAUGCAAAAUCAAGACAUACUUCAGGAUAUCCAAUCAUUAGCUACACAUCACACCUGCUUAGCGAACUCCCUGGAAGACCAGGAGGCGGCUUCACCGUCGCCGCUGUCGUCUUCGCAUUUGUCACCCCGCUUCAUACGCCGGCGGUUUGCUCAUCUUCUAGGACGUCUACCAAUUCUGACAUAUCGGGAGGUGCUCGACACCACCGCUCAACCAGGACAGCAUGGUGGCAAGUACCGAGUAUCCAUCUCGCCCUCAGCAAUCCACCCCAGCUUGCGCUUCUCUCCGAAUCACCUCGUUAACGCUGGUGCUGACGACAUCGCCUGGUUCGAGUCUGCACAGUUAGAAGAGAAGAUGCGUAAAGAAUUCUCAAAACAGCAGCGUGCCGAGCGACUGAGCAGUGGAAAUCGGAGCAUCUGA
This is a messenger RNA of Fibroporia radiculosa, 948 nucleotides long. RefSeq lists its product as uncharacterized. Bases 1 to 948 code for a protein of 315 amino acids. The transcript has 3 exons. NCBI's taxonomy places the organism in Eukaryota, Fungi, Basidiomycota, Agaricomycetes, Polyporales, Fibroporiaceae. The record is from RefSeq and is a predicted model, not a curated record.